UCAGUCAGUUAUCAAUCUGUUUUGCUGGCCAAAAGUACACUCAAAAUGACCUCAGAAAGCAAGAUGGUUCUGCUCUUCCUUAUCGGCUGUCUGAUCAUGCAGACGAUCAACGCUUUGCCCUUCGAUAGAUUCGGUCGGGAUGAGGAUGAUGAAAGGAACAACGAGAUCAGCGGAGAAUGGUUCAGGAAGCCCAUCCUCAGGUUUGAUAGGCUUUUUGGCAGCGGAGAAUCGCCGUCGGAAAGUCGAAAAGAAGUGAUCAGACCCAGCAGAAGUAAUAAGGGUGAAACCACGGAGAGCUCAAAGCACGCCCACUCUAUGAUCACCUCGAUGCUCGGUUUCGUCAGCAGUGUCAUCAACUUUGGCAGAUCCUUCGUUCGGGAUCAGUAAAAUAUAUCCUAGACUAACGCCACUACCUACAAAGUUUAUAAGACAAGUCUCGUGAUUCCAUAUGCCAAAUGUUGUAGCUUUAUGUUAUGUUAAAUAUCCAUGAAUAAAUAUUAAAUAAAUUAAAAAUAUAUAAAAA
Drosophila takahashii is the source of this 523-nucleotide messenger RNA. RefSeq lists its product as uncharacterized. NCBI's taxonomy places the organism in Eukaryota, Metazoa, Arthropoda, Insecta, Diptera, Drosophilidae. The record is from RefSeq and is a predicted model, not a curated record.